Messenger RNA from Dendrobium catenatum, 546 nucleotides. RefSeq lists its product as uncharacterized. The record is from RefSeq and is a predicted model, not a curated record. The coding region runs from base 1 to 546 and encodes 181 amino acids. Gene Ontology annotation, molecular function: rRNA (uridine-N3-)-methyltransferase activity. Gene Ontology annotation, cellular component: cytoplasm. Gene Ontology annotation, biological process: rRNA base methylation. NCBI's taxonomy places the organism in Eukaryota, Viridiplantae, Streptophyta, Magnoliopsida, Asparagales, Orchidaceae. The transcript is spliced from 2 exons.
AUGUGCCUUUACAUAUCAGCUAAAUUGCUGGAGAAGCAUUGGACCGCUACGAUUCACCUUGAUGAGCUUAAAAGCCUAGGAUGCACAUUAUUACAUGGAAUUAAUGUGGAAAACAUGCAUGAAGAUCGCUUCUUGAAAGCCCAGCGGUUCGACCGAAUCAUCUUUAAUUUUCCUCAUGCAGGACAUUAUUUAGGGCUCAGAGAUACACAUGAAGAGGCCAUUUUGAGGAACAAGAAGUUACUUUGUGAUUUUUUUAACAGUGCAAGAUGCUUGCUAAGUGAAAAUGGUGAGAUACAUGUUAGUCAUAGAGAUGAUUAUCCUUUUAAUAAUUGGAACAUUAGAGGUUCAGCAAAGGAGAGAGGUCUGACCUUGAAGGAAAAGGUGGAGUUUCACAAGAAAGAUUAUCCUGGUUAUCAGAACAAGAGAGGAAGUGGUACGAGGAGCAACAGGGCCUUUCCUCUUGGUAAUAAGAGUUUCACUUUCAAGUUUUCCAUGAACAAGUACAAGGAUUUAGAUGACGACGAUGAAAUUAUCAGAUUAAUAUGA